Messenger RNA from Phycodurus eques (leafy seadragon), 4609 nucleotides. RefSeq names its product cingulin-like protein 1. The record is from RefSeq and is a predicted model, not a curated record. NCBI's taxonomy places the organism in Eukaryota, Metazoa, Chordata, Actinopteri, Syngnathiformes, Syngnathidae. The coding region runs from base 65 to 2863 and encodes 932 amino acids. The transcript is spliced from 22 exons. Gene Ontology annotation, cellular component: myosin complex.
CAGAGACAAGCCCCCUUGUGGUCUGAGCUCAGUCAGGAAAUUAGUUUUAAGUCAUCCUGUCACCAUGAAUUCUUCGCACGCUCCAUUUCUUAUAGGUUCAGUGUACCAAAAAAACAGAGGGGAUUUCCCAGCUUCUCUCUGCAAACUUCGGCAGCGAAUAGAAGACAAAGUGCAUAUUGUACAUUCUGAUAUCACAGAGGACCAACAGGGUGUGGUGUUUGCGGAGGACACUGGAGGAGGACUGUGGAAGUUUGCUGUCUUGAGUAAGGAGUUGAACUUUCACCUUCAGCAGCUGCAGACAGAGACUGAACACGAGAUCAACAAUAUCCAGACACAACAACUGCACAUUGAAGGCCGUCUGCAGCAGCUGACCUCUGAGUCGUUUGUUCUGCGAGAGAAGAAGAAACAAAUCCAGCAAGAAUUCACAAGUAACCCCACCCUUCACACGUCAACUUUGCAGUUGAGGGCUUGUCGGGCCCUUCAGGUCUCUAUUGCUGAGGGUCUGGUCCAGUCAGAAAGGCUUGUGUUCCAAAAGGAGGCACUGAGCACGCUCCGUAACCUUCUGACACAAGACCUGCACAGAUACCAGGAAGAGACUCAAAGACUAGCGUGUUUCACACAGAGAAUUCUCAAACACAGGCCAGAAGAGGAGACUUCCGCCAACAGCCCCAGUGGCCACAGCAUGCUAGAAAAGACCGAGAUAAACAACAUGGAGCCUGAAAGCGAAUCAAAUAAGCAAACAGACAGCCUGUCAGAGGAGGAGCCCUCCACUCCCCGAGUCGUGCCGCCCAGCCCCAAAUAUCAGCUGUUCCUCGACAAUGAUCUGAAGACCAACGGCUUGAGUGGCAAGGAUGCAGAUGGUCCGGGAGGCGGAGGGUCGCCGGGGGAAAACAGCCCCAGGCUGUCCCGGUGGGAGACCACUCAGCCGGGGCUCAACAACUUCCAAGGGUCCUUGGAGUCAGUUGCCUCCCGGGACUUAGAAACUGAUCGGACCAUCUAUGCUGAAAGCCCUCGAGUGUUCAACAGUCCCUACACCACCAUGAAUAUAAACGUAUCUGCUGAUUACAACCCCAUAUACCGAACGAAGGAGUUUAAGAGUGGAAUUUCCACCUCAGAGUUGAACCUGCACACCUUGAACAGUCACAGCAGCAGUCCCGUGCCUAUGAGGGGCUCCGCUCUCCUGCCCCCUCGCAUGCGCUAUACUGCCUACGAUUCUCUGUUGAAGAGGAGGAACGAGGUUCCCAACCCUGUGAUAUCAAGCCACUAUAGCAUGCGCGCUGCCACACUGGGGGGCCUCAGUAGAAAAGACUUUAUUGAGGAAUUGACCUUACAGUUGGAUAACUGUCAGAAGCGAAACCAGUUUCUGGAGGCCGAGAGUGUGGAGAUGGAGAAAGAGAGGACCCAAAUCAGGUUUGAAAUGAGGGGCCUAUUGGUGAACAGCGAAGACCUGCUGAGGACAAACACGCAACUGUCCAAUGAAUUGAAGAGAAUGAGGGAGCAAAUGAUCGAGAUGCAGAGAACAAAUCAGGCCAUGGAGGAGAAAAACAGAGAGAUGGAGAUUGAGGUGAAGCAGGCCCGCGACAUGAUGUUGGAGGCCAACACUCAGGAGUACGCCUUCGGCUUCCUCCAGCAGUCCCUUAAAAACAAGAUCCAGGAUGCUGAGGACUCCCUUGAGAAGGAGGCGCAGCACUCUCAGAAUCUGGCAGAGAAGUUAUGGCUGGCAGAGAGACAGAUGGAGGAGCUGGAGGUGGACAAAGACAGCAAAAGCAAGAAGGCGUCUGAACUCAGGGACACCGUCAUAAGACUGGAGACAGAGCUGGCCGACGCCCUGCAGAUGUCCUCGCAGUCUUCAGCAGAGUUUAACCUUCAGCAGAAAUUGCGUCAGGAUGCCCAGCUGAGGAUGGAGGAGCUGGAGGAGAGUCUGCUGGAGAAGGAGCAGGAGCUUCAGAAACAUCAGGCACUCAUCAUCAGACUGCAGGGAGAUGUGUCUGGUAAGCUGAUAGACAAAGAGCAGACGCUGGAGGAGGAGAUCCAGCUGAGAGAGAGACUCCAGCUGCAGUGCAAGCAGGCGGAGAGGACCGUGGACGACCUCCAAAUGGAGCUGCAGACCACCAUCCAGGCCAAAGAUGACCUGGCCAAACAACUCAAGCAGGCUCAGGAGAAAAUGAUUGACCUAGAGUCUGAUGUGGAGGAGCUGCAUGAUAGUGAGCAGAGAUGGGCCGCCAAGCACAAGAGAAAUAUUGAACAGACUGAGCAGCUGCAGAUGAAGCUCAUUCAGGAGAAAGAUCUGAACGACCAACUUGAAACUGAGAAGACCAUCACGGAGAGACAGUAUCGUGACCUGCGUCUGGAGAUGGAUGAGCUUCAAAGCAGCAAACCUUUGGAGGACGUCAUCUCCAAGACGGAGAGCCGUGUCAAAGAGCUGGAAAACCUUCUGAGAACUGAGGAGAGGAGCAAAGCCGUUCUUUCCAACACCAUUGGGAAACUGGAGAGGAGGAUCAACGAGCUGAGCGAUCAGAUAGAGGAAGAGCACCGGUUGGCUGCUGAGCAGAAAGACUUGAUGGCCCAGAGAAUCCGCUCGCUGAAGCGGCAGCUGAACGAGGCCGAGGAGGAGGCGAGCAGGCGCGACGCUCAGCUCCGUCACACUCAACGGGAGCUGGCCGAGGAGAGGGAGUCCAACGGACGGCUUCAGAGGCAGCUGCUCGACCAACACCUGCAAACAAAGCGUAAGGAGACCCUGACAAUUCGGCAGACCCUCGAUAACCUGCGGCUGGACCUCAGCGUGGAUGAUGAAGAUGAACUCGCGCCGCAGAAAAUAGAAGAGAAAGUGCCGGAGCAGAUCAGUAAGGUCACUGAGGUUUAAAAACCCACCGUCAAUUUGUCAGAGGGUGAGAAGGAUCCCGAUGGGCCUCCACUCGCAGCAGCUCUCAACACGUAUCACAGUCACAACACAGUUUCGCAUGUUCCAUGGGAUCAAGUUUAUGUGUGUUCAUGGAGGCCCAAUUCUACGCCGCAUCUUUGCGAGCGUGCAUGCUGUGCGUCUUUUCAAUCUAAAAGACGCACAGCACAGACACAUUGUCCACACGUAACAUGAUUUGUAGGCAUGCUUUACUUGAGAAACACAUUCUUUCUACCAUCGAAAUAAUCACAGGUCGUGAAAAAAAAUUGAAUGUAUCGAACAAAAAUUGUUCUUUAUUUGUGGUUGUAGCUUCUCAUGGUGACGAACUGAGCAGAGUUGAUUUUUCUUUUUGUUUUCAUGCAGUUCUUUGAAAUUAUUACAUUGUGCAGGCGUCCCUCAUGUGAUCUGCCAGCGAGUGUGGCAUCAGUUUUACCCCCCCCCCCCAAGUAUGAACAGACUAUAUCCAUCAAAGAUAGUCUCCAAUUAUGUUCUUCUACAGCGACAUUUGAAUGUUUAAGAUGAAUUGUAGAGUUAAUUCACGGGGAAGGGAAUGUAUGAUCAAAUAAGUACCAACACAAUAAUAUUCUCAGAACUUCAAAGAAUUGUCAAAUAUAUUUAUUACUGUCCUGAUCACCAAACUCACUGUUCAGAGGUAGUGUUUGAGUUUUAAAUGUGCCUUAACAAGUAUGAACUCACUAUUAAAAAAAAAAAAAAUUAAGAAGGUGUUUUAGAAUUCAUGCCAUUGUACAGAAAGGUUAUCAAAUUCGAGUAAAAUUUGUAUUUGUUACUCAACCGGGUUUUGCAAUCAUUUAUGCAGAAAAAUAAUGGGUGCAGUAUAAAAAUUAUUCAAGUUUUCAUUUUGAUUUUAUGGAGGUUUGCAGACAAUCUUUAAGGUUUUUUGGGGGGUUAAAACGUUUUUUUUUUUGUUUUUUUUUGGGGGGGGGGUCAUUAUAUUUUACUGGUUGUUACUAUAUUACAGGGAUAUGACAAAACACUGUAAAAGUGAAGAGCGUGGGAGUCACACAACAACUUUUACAAAUGUAUUUAUAAUGAAUAAACUGUGUUGACGUUGCAUUGCUAAUCACUCGCUGGGCAAAACAGGUUUGUAAAGUAUGAAAACUAAACUUCUGAAGCUGUAUCGCGAGUAUUUUGGGGGGUGUAUACUGCUGAAUUAAAAAAAAAAAAAAAAAAAAAAAAAAAAAAAGCAAAACAAAUAAAUAAACAAGCUGUGCCUUGUGCGUCAAUGAGCCUCAUGUGCUUAUUGAUGUUUUUAACAUCCAGACUGCAAUAUGAAGUUUUCAAACGGAAUUAACGUGAAAAUGCUAAUUAAUGGGCUUGCACGGAUACAUUGAAUGUUGGGGAAAUUAUGCUUCUUUUUGUUUUGAUCUUGACUAAAGUAUUUUGUGUGCUUUGAUACAUGAACUCACUGUCUCCUUUGGGCUCAGAGAAUAAAUGAGCUAUUUUUUUUACAUAUAUACAGUUUGUUCUAAACCUACUAUCCAGAUAAAGCCUGGAUUAUAUCUAUUUUGUUUACAUUUGCCGAUGUAUUUACUUUUCAUGCUGUUUGGAGUCGAUUUGAUUUAUUGCCUCGAUGUCAUUGCUGUUCUUUCUGCAUUAAAUAAAAGAAGCGACUACAAUUAUUUACAACAAAUUAAAAGAUACUGUUGUUUAUUUUCCAUUUCAUUAAACAUUUAUACUAGUUAUGCUGUU